UCCAGUAUCGUUAUUGGUAUUAAGGAGGAGUGAUCGGCUGUUCAUUAAACAUGCAUGACCUGAAAUUUCAAUGUAGUAAUGAGUUUCUGAUAUUUAUUAUUUCAAUAAUUCUAGUAGUUCAAGGUUUGAGAGAUCCAUAUAAAACUUUGGGCGUAAAAUCCUCAGCUUCUGUACAGGAAAUAAAGCAAGCGUACAAAAGGCUUGUAAGACAAUGGCAUCCAGACAAGAACGAAGAACCAGGUACAGAAUCUCGUUUUAUUGAGAUCAACAAGGCAUAUGAGCUGCUAAUGGAUCCUGAAAGAAAACAGCUCUUUGAUCGACAAGGGACUAUUGAAGACAUUCCAAACUUUAGGCGACGUCCUGAUUAUAGUCAAAUUCACAGAUUUGAAUUUGACCCCUUUGACUCCUUUUUUAACCAUGGUGAAUUUAAGUUUACUUUUGAUGAGGGAUCAAUUUAUCAUAAAUACACAAUCACUUCAAGAGCAUAUGAGAACCACAUCAUUCCAGCAAGCACAAUAAGACCUUACCUUAUCUUUUUCUAUGAUCAGCUGUGUGCACCUUGUAUUCACACUGAACCUAUCUGGCAAAAGAUAGCCUCAGAACUGGAACCAAUAGGAGUUGGCUUAGCAGCUAUUCACAUGCAGAAUGAACCAGCCCUCGCAAAGAAGCUUGGGGUGAACUCACUGCCAUAUCUCAUAGGGGUAAUUGAUGGUAGACAUAUUCAUUAUAAGAAUGACCUGCUAAGCUUUCGGAAAAUCAUUGAGUUUACUCGCAAACUGUUUCCCUACAAAACAGUAGUUAAUGUGAAAGAUAACUCCCUUGAGAAAUUUUUAAAUGGUUGGUCUGACAAUAAGGUCAGGGCACUUUUCUUCAGUCAAGUGGAACCCCCUCGUCUUCGUUAUCUUUUAUUGGCUUAUCAGUACAACACGCAUGCUUCCUUUGGGUUUAUCAAACUUGGAAGUCCAGGAAUUGAUGAGACUUGUAGACAUUAUGGAGUAAACAAGCAAAUGGAUUCUUUGUUGGUAUUCAAUGAGAAUGUGACAUCCCCUGUGGCAACUCUUAGCAUGGGUGAACUUGCUCCUCAAACAAUGCGGGAUGUUCUGGAGGCUAACAAAUUUCUUCUUCUCCCACGUUUAUCUUCACAGCACCUUUUUGACCAACUCUGCCCUCCAGAGGCAGCAAAAUCUAGGAAACAGCUAUGCGUUAUUCUCAUCACUCAGAACACUCAAACCCAUGACCCAUAUCGAGCUGUGAUGAGAGAUUUUAUUCAGUACAGUACCUACCCAAGAGAAAAAGUCAGGUUCAUGUUCAUUUUCAAAGAAAAGCAGGAAGAAUUUGUAAAUGCCUUGUCAACAGGAGAAGGAGCACCAGAAAAACCAGAUCUUCAUGUUGUAAUCUUGUGGCGACAAGAAUUUGACAAAGUUCGCUACCAGUGGUUAGAGGCUAAGUGGUCUAUAAAGCCAGAUGCUAUGAAUAAUACCAAGAAGAAAUUAGAAGAAAACUUACAGCAGCUGAUACAAACAACAGAAGGUCUACCUUAUCAUGCGAAAGUUGCUAGUCUAUCUGAUGAACAAGCACGGGGACUCUUUAGUCGCAUUGUAAAUAGACUUAUCAUCAUGGGUGAUGUACUACGUGACAACAUCAGUCGCCAAGAAGUCCUUCCAGCCAUUUCUGUUGUCUUGUCUGUUGCAUUUAUUAUCAUUGUGGGUUAUGUCAUGUCUUAUCUUGUUCAACUUGAAGAACAGAACAUACAAGAAAAAUAUCGGCGAGAAGGAAAGCAGCCACCAGGUGUUUGUGGAAAAUCAAGAAAACAAAGGAACUUGGAUCUACUGAGGACCAUUGAGAAAAAGACCUGCAACAAGUUGUACACAAAUCAUGUCAAGCAAUGUGCAGCAUCUUAUACCAGAGAAGAACACAAGUUGAACAUACAUGAGCUGAGAGGUGAGACGUACAAUGGAUUGGUGCGUCUGCUGAAACCAGGUUUUAGGACUAUUGUACUUCUUGUAGAUAAAGAGUCUAAAUCCAAGCUUUUGCCCAAGUUCUACAAAAUUGUCUACCCAUACAGAAAGAAUAAGUCUUUGAUGUUUGCUUUUCUCAUGGUGGAGAAAAAUCUAGAUUGGUAUCGUCGAAUUCUUCUUCAGACCUUGGGAGAAUCUAGAGAACUUAAUAUCAACCCAAAGAACUGCAUUGGUACUGUGCUGUCGCUGAAUGGGCACCGUAAAUAUUUCUGUGUAUAUCAUGCCAAACAUGCUGAGCCAAGAAAAGGCCACUCUAGUUUCAAGCAAUCCAAAAAAGUAGAUGGUAUUAGUGGGGAUUUUAUGGGGUUUGAAGAAAGCUACAGUGAAUCAGAGAGUAGCGACAUUGAAGCAGGAGGGUUCUUAAAGAGAGAAGAUGAUGAUGUAGAGUCAUACAACAUACUCUUUCAGGAGCAUUUGCUUGACAGAUUAUCAAAUUGGUUGGACCGGUUGUUUGAAGGAACCACUCAACGGUACUACAUCCAGUACUGGCCAGAGAAUAUGAAAUAGAAAUACAUUCUCUCUUUAGUGAAUUGACUUACUAUUAAGGUAUAAAAGCUUAACAUCUAUUUUCUGGUUGCAUAAAAUGUUAUAUUAGAAUAAUUUAAACUUCUGAGGCCAGAAAUGUUGUCACCAUUUCGUAUGUGUUUUCUUAUGAUGUUAUCCCAAGUAAACUAUGAAUAACUUGUUUUCUAUUUGCAUGGUACAAUCCAUGAGCUGUUUAAAAAGGCAUGUAAAGCAAAAAUCUGAUACACAAUUCUCAUGACUGUUUGUAUAUUCUUGAUUAGUUUACACCAUUUUACUUAAAGUUGUAUUUAUUAAGAUUAGCAUGAGUUUUUGAAAAAGUUAAAUGUAGUAGGUUAUACUUUUCGUUAAAAAAUUCAUGAAAUCAUUAUAUCAAAUUAAUUUUUAUUAAAGUUUAAAUUAAGUUAUAGUUCUGAAAAAAGAAAAAAAUUGCAAGGCAUGUAACCUGGCUCCAAAAAAAAACUGUUAUUAUUCAAGUAAUAAGCUAAGUAAGUAGUCUUCAUAAAAUGUCAACAUUUUUAAAAAUUGUAGAAAUUGUUUUUGAAUAUAAUCUGCCAAUCAAAACACAUCCAAGUUAAGUGGGAGUUCCUACUUUUAAAUAAGAUUUUGGAUUCACUGACUUUAACUUUGUAAUUUUAUUUUGCCUAAUGUUUAACACUAGAAUGUUGACACCUGGUUACAUCUUAAAUAAUAUUACACAAAAAAGUGAGAAGCAGUUUUGGAAAUUAUUGCAUAUUUAUACAACCAAACCUAUAAGAGACUGAUAGUUAUAAAUUGAUAUCAUUUAUGAGAAUUUUAAGUCCCCAAAAUUAGUAUUUCAAAAACAUUUUCGUACAAUUUUCUAACUUUCCGAUUCUUUUUUAAUUAAAAUUCACACCAGUUGUAUCCUGUGUGUAAACAUGUUAAUUGGAACUAAAAUUUCGAUUUUCUUUGGUAAAGUUUUCAAAUGAUAGCUACAUUUGAAAAAUUAGUGUUUCUUAUUCAUCAUAAUAGACUUCACUGUAUGAUGCUUAUUAUUAAAUGUUUUCAUAUAAUAUGUAAUUCGUAACUGCCAAAAUGUUGAUUCCUUGUUUUACUUGCUGAUAAUUGAUACAUUUGUGCUUAAGAAUAUAUUGGAUGUUUGUGAAAACACUUGUACAUGAGAUUUCCACAGACAGUACUUUUAGGAUUUUAUAUUUUUGCACCUUUCCACCACUUCAAAAUUUAAGGUGCAGGUAUUUAUGAAACCUAAUCCACUAUUUUGUGUCAUUUGUCAACUUAAACAUAAUUAUCUUUGUUUAUGUCAUCAUAUUUUGUGUGACCAGUGGAAACAGGAUUAUAUCUGUUUAUAUGAAUUGUAUUUACUAUUGUUUAUUUUAUUUGAGCUGUUGUCAUAUUAUGUAUUUUCAGAGCUUAAUUAAAUGGUUUUCAUUUCUAA
This is a messenger RNA of Limulus polyphemus (Atlantic horseshoe crab), 3957 nucleotides long. Its product is annotated as dnaJ homolog subfamily C member 16-like. The record is from RefSeq and is a predicted model, not a curated record. The transcript is spliced from 12 exons. NCBI's taxonomy places the organism in Eukaryota, Metazoa, Arthropoda, Merostomata, Xiphosura, Limulidae. The coding region runs from base 51 to 2525 and encodes 824 amino acids.